AUGUGCUCCUGGACCAUAUUGUCAGUUGCCCUGAAGCUGCUCUGCUCCAGUACCCUCUGUUCCCUGGGCUGUGACCUGACUCAGAGCCUGAAGGAAGACUUCUCACUUCUGAACCAAAUGAGCACAUUUUCCCUAGUGCCAUGUUGGAAGGACAGGACCAACUUCAACUUCCCAAAGGAAGCCAUGGAGGGCAGCCAGCUCCAGAGGGAAAAUGCCACAUUCAUCAUUCAUGAGAUGCUCCAGCAUAUUUUAACCAUCUUCACCCUGAAUGCCUUUCCUGCCACUUGGAAUCAGACCCAGCUCAAGCACUUACUCAAUGGACUGCAUCAGCAGUUGGAACAGCUGGAGAGGUGUGUUGGGCAGGAUAUGGAGAUGGAAGAGUCUUCCUUUGGAAAUGAGAGUCCCAGGCUAAUCCUGAAUAGCUACGUGCAAGGGAUAAGCCAAUACUUGCAAGGUAAAGAGUACAACCACUGUGCCUGGGAGAUUGUGAAAGUUGAGAUUACAAAGAUCUUUCUGUUCAUGAACAAAUUCGCAAGAAAACUCAAGGGUUGA
Messenger RNA from Vombatus ursinus (common wombat), 552 nucleotides. RefSeq names its product interferon tau-2-like. The record is from RefSeq and is a predicted model, not a curated record. The coding region runs from base 1 to 552 and encodes 183 amino acids. The transcript has a single exon. Gene Ontology annotation, cellular component: extracellular region. Gene Ontology annotation, biological process: adaptive immune response; cytokine-mediated signaling pathway; natural killer cell activation involved in immune response. NCBI's taxonomy places the organism in Eukaryota, Metazoa, Chordata, Mammalia, Diprotodontia, Vombatidae. Gene Ontology annotation, molecular function: cytokine activity; type I interferon receptor binding.